Messenger RNA from Suillus subaureus, 1995 nucleotides. RefSeq lists its product as uncharacterized. The transcript is spliced from 3 exons. The record is from RefSeq and is a predicted model, not a curated record. Bases 1 to 1995 code for a protein of 664 amino acids. NCBI's taxonomy places the organism in Eukaryota, Fungi, Basidiomycota, Agaricomycetes, Boletales, Suillaceae.
AUGAUCGGAUGCUCGACUCCAGUGAAGAAUCAAUUUGGUUCAUUCUGGUGCUCAAAGAGCGGGUACUCGAGUGCUGUAGAGGACUGCGUAGGAGUUCCUGGUCGUCUACAACGCGCUCAUCUCCUGUUCAACGUUAACGUUCAUUCCCUGCAAAUUUUUCUGUUGGCUCUUCUUGCUGUGAAGCUUAUUUAUGUGAAACACCGUCGGCUUAGUGCCAUUCGUUCUCGAAUUCUCCAGUCAACUUCCCCUCACGAUGUUUCACUGAACUCUCGUUCUUCUCUGCUUUCUCUCAAAGCCACUCAACUGAAGGCAUUUCGCUCUAAAUGUACACCAUCUCUCGCAAUUCUCGUCGGAUGUCUUGGAUCUCCUGCAUGGGAGACUGAUAUCGAAUCCGACUUCGACUCGAACUUGACAAAGCAACGCCGAACUGCAUCGUUCAUGUAUCAACUUCAUCGGCAGUCCAAGCAGCGUUCUUCAAAAUCUUAUUCUGUGGCUUAUCGUUCGAGCAGGAGUUCAACAUCUCAGGCACCUCCGUCCCACGCGCAGCUUUCGCGUUCCAUGUCUUUCUUCAGUUUUUCCAGCGAACAGAGUACAGAAGACGCGACAAGGAAACCCAGGACCCAUCAUUUGCCUAAUACCCAGGUCCUCGCAUAUCCUACCAAAGCACGGUCGAGAAAAACUGCCACUAUCGCUCCCCAGAGGUAUUCACCACUCAUCGAUAGCUCAGUGUCUAGACAGCUCGGCGACUUCUGCGAGAAAUGCGAUGCCGGUCGUAGUAGUCUCCGGGCUCGUAACUUGUAUGCAAGUGGUCGGGUGACCUCCAGUGUCGAUCUUGGCCCGUCUCUGAGGCUUGUGGGGGCCUCUGACGUGACUGCUGUUCCGUACUCGUUCUUGUCUGCAUUUCCGCCUUCUUCUUCUUAUGUUCUAUCACCUCUCACGGGAACUCGCGACUCUCUACAGCUGUCCAGGCGUCAUUCAACAAAAUCAACUCGGAAACCUGUCCCUCCUCUCCCGCCAUUACCAUCCAAUCUUGUCGGCCAACGGCCGUCAUGUGUAUCUCCAGCUGAGUUGUCUGCAUCGCUGCCUCCCCCUGCAAGCAUUCCUCAAUUUCUACCUCUUCUCGAGUUUUCUCCACCCGCCAGCAUGGGUAGCUUUUCCGCCACCAAAGAUCAGGCGCCCGCCCACUUGUCAAAUAAUACCCCACUGUCGCCUAGCAAUUCUUCAAAGCUCAAGACUAGCCCUCUCGUCUCUCCGAACACUACUGAUUCCGUUGCUGCUGUUGAUUCGCUUCCUCAUGUCUUGCACCCCGCGGAUCCCCUUGUUUUUGCUGUUCAAAAGAUGAAAAGAAAGACGAAGCACAAGCGCUCAUCCACUAUUAGGUCACGUAGCGGAAUCAUAUCCAGUGCAUCGCCUCUACGCAUCAUGGUGCUCCCAGAGGAUAUGUCAGACCGUAAGCUUGUUGGAGAUACACUUACCAGCGACAAGGAAAAUUACGUUACCGCUAUUUCCGCGAGAAAGGCUAUCGACAAUGACCGAAUUCACUGCUUAAUGACAGAUGCCUCAAAUCGGCUUUCUCCAAUUCCAGACCCGACUUCUAGCCCGGAUGCACAACUCGAGCUACGUCAUAUAAGCCAGCCCCUUGAUAUAGCAUCCUCCGCCCGUUCCGUCAAAUCUACAAAGAGCCUCGCUCGUUCUGAUAUCGAGGGGUCUCUUAGCGAGCUGUCAUCAUUGCAAACUCCCAAGUCUGAUCGCCUGGAUGAGGUCGACAUUAGCAUGCUGGGGCUCGAUCGGUUUCACUGGUCUGAAGAAAGCGAAGAAAUGCUCAAGUCGUGCUCUUCUCAUAUCAAGAACGACAGCGUGGCGCUAAUUUCUUUCUGGGGAGAGGGACAGUGGAUGCAAGAGAAUAAUCAAUGGUGGGAAUUAUACCUUUCGAUGUCGUUCAGGACUGAUGCGAUGCAGCUCAGACGUUGCAACUGCAUGGUAGACGUUGGAUGA